Frankliniella occidentalis (western flower thrips) is the source of this 606-nucleotide messenger RNA. RefSeq lists its product as uncharacterized. The transcript has a single exon. The coding region runs from base 1 to 606 and encodes 201 amino acids. Lineage: Eukaryota; Metazoa; Arthropoda; Insecta; Thysanoptera; Thripidae. The record is from RefSeq and is a predicted model, not a curated record.
AUGGUAGAAGAGGAAGAAAAAGGAGAAAGUAAAGAAGCCAUGGAAGUUGAGGAAAAUGAGCAUGUGUGCCUGCCAGGAAUGUGCACAGUAGAGGUGAGGAAAGAACCUGUACCAAUAAGCUCAAGCUCAAGCUCAAGCUCCAGCUCCAGCUCAAGUUCAUCGAGUGAAAGUGAUAGUGAGGAAGAAGGAGAAGGUAAAGCCAGAGUGAGCGGGUUUGAAAAGGAGUUACAAGACUUACAAGAGAAGAUGGAAACAACAGAAAUGGAAAACCUGCAAAGUGGGGUGGAAGAAACAGAGGAAGAAAAGCAAAUAAAUGAGAUGAUAAGUAAGGAGGAGGAGGAAAUUGCUAAAAUUACAGAAAAGUUGGAAGAGUUAAAUAAAAACGAAGCAGAAUGGAAGUUGCACAAAAUAGAUGAGGAGUACUUGUCAAAACCAACGCCAAAAGCAGGAUGGGCAGAAGCACUACAAAAGAAGAAACAGGAAGAGCAGGGGAAGAAGAAAUUCCAUCCGGAGGAUCCUCGGUUCCAGCUGCGUUGCAGGAAAUGUAACCAGAGGGGACAUCAGACAUCAGCAUGCACUGGAGAAAAAAGGAGGAGAAAGCAUUAG